CUAGCCGGUCAAAUUCAAAUCCGGUCCAUCCGGUCGGCUCAUUCACGUUGGUACAAAAGUUUAGGAAAUCGAACCAACAAACUAAACGGCGUCGUUAAAUAGUCUGAUGUUGAAACGCAGCUAUUUCUUUUACUCUUCUUCGUCUCUCUCAUUCCCAGUUCCCACCAUUAGGGCUCUCUCUAAAUUCCUCAGUCUCGAGAAUCUUCAUCGUCUUCACGAGCUCACUCGAAGAUGUUAACGGCAGAUAUACCACCGAAUCAAUCAAUCUACAUCCAAAACCUCAACGAAAGGAUCAAGAAAGAGGAAUUGAAGAGAUCUCUUUACUGUUUGUUCUCUCAGUUUGGGAGGAUACUUGAUGUGGUUGCUUUGAAGACUCCGAAGCUCCGAGGACAAGCUUGGGUUACUUUUAGUGAAGUCACUGCUGCUGGUCAUGCUGUUCGUCAGAUGCAAAAUUUUCCCUUCUAUGAUAAACCAAUGCGCUUACAAUAUGCAAAAGCAAAGUCAGAUUGUCUAGCUAAAGCUGAGGGAACUUUCGUUCCAAAAGAUAAGAAGAGGAAGCAAGAAGAAAAAGUUGAAAGAAAGCGUGAAGAUUCCCAACGACCAAACACGGCUAAUGGCCCAAGUGCUAAUGGUCCAAGUGCCAAUAACGGAGUCCCUGCGGUAAGUGUUCUUGUUCUCACCUUCAUCUUCAGAAAAAUCUUCCAUUGUUGGAUCAUGUGAACCAAACUAUUGUUAUCUGGAGAUGAUGCUGAUGUUUUGCGUUUUAUCUCUGCUCUUCUUAAUGCAGCCUUCGUUCCAGCCGAGCGGGCAAGAAACAAUGCCACCAAACAACAUACUCUUCAUUCAGAAUCUCCCACACGAGACAACAAGCAUGAUGCUACAGCUUCUCUUCGAACAGUACCCUGGAUUCAAAGAGAUAAGAAUGAUCGACGCAAAACCAGGAAUCGCGUUUGUAGAGUACGAAGAUGAUGUUCAAGCUUCCAUAGCUAUGCAACCUCUUCAAGGUUUCAAAAUCACUCCCCAGAAUCCAAUGGUCAUCUCUUUCGCCAAGAAAUGAUAAGAGUCUUGUUUUUGUUUGUUUGUUGUCCUUUAAGACGAUAGUACUGGACCAACCAAACCUGGUGUGUAUAACCAACCAACGGUUCUAUUGGUUAACGGAUUAAUCCGGUUUUGGUUUAAUCAUUGAAAGAGACCCUUGAAACGCGGUUUCACACUUGACGAUUUAUCACAAAUUAGGAGACGACUCAUCAAAAAAGAAUAUCUUACUGG
This is a messenger RNA of Arabidopsis thaliana (thale cress), 1269 nucleotides long. It is a transcript of the gene U2B'', whose product is annotated as U2 small nuclear ribonucleoprotein B. Gene Ontology annotation, molecular function: nucleic acid binding; RNA binding. Bases 232 to 720 code for a protein of 162 amino acids. NCBI's taxonomy places the organism in Eukaryota, Viridiplantae, Streptophyta, Magnoliopsida, Brassicales, Brassicaceae. The transcript has 4 exons. Gene Ontology annotation, cellular component: small nuclear ribonucleoprotein complex; nucleoplasm; Cajal body. The record is from RefSeq and is marked reviewed.